CGCCGCCUCGCAGCCCGCCCGCCGCCAUUUUGGCUGGUUUGCGUCGCUUCCGCUGCUGGGAAGUAAACAGACAGGGAGGGAGGGAAGCGGCGGUGCGAGCGGGGCGGCACGGGUAGCUGGGCAGAGGAGGUGUCUGGGAUCGGCUUUGGUGGAGGGAGCUGAUGUGGCCGGAGCGGAGGCGCCAGCGCGGCCCGAGUCCUGGUUAAUGCGAAGCGCAGCGGGGAGUCGCCAGAAUGAAACGAGGAAGAAAAACUAAUGAGGCCAACAGCAGUUCAUCUGGAGAGACAACUGAGAAAGAAUCCAAGAGACACAGGGUUAUAGACAAGAAACCUGUAGCUGUGCAGAGUCCUGACUGGGCAAACCUGCUUCAAGACAUUAUCCUGCAGGUGUUUCAGUACUUGCCUCUGCUGGAUCGUGCUCAUGCAUCGCAGGUCUGCCGAAGCUGGAACCAAGUGUUUCAUAUGCCUGAUCUCUGGAGGUGUUUUGAGUUUGAACUGAAUCAACCAGCUACAUCUUACUUGAGGGCUACGCAUCCUGAACUAAUCAAGCAAAUAAUAAAGAGGCAUUCCAAUCACCUGCAGUAUGUAAGCUUCAAGGUGGACAGUAGCAAGGAAUCUGCAGAAGCAGCUUGCGAUAUUUUAUCACAGCUUGUGAAUUGUUCUCUGAAGACACUUGGGCUAAUUUCAACUGCCCGGCCAAGCUUCAUGGAUUUACCAAAGUCUCACUUUAUUUCUGCACUGACAGUGGUGUUUGUAAACUCCAAAUCCCUCUCUUCACUUAAGAUUGACGAUACACCAGUAGAUGAUCCAUCUCUCAAAGUGCUAGUGGCUAACAACAGUGACACGCUCAAACUGUUGAAAAUGAGCAGCUGUCCUCAUGUUUCUCCGGCUGGUAUCCUUUGCGUGGCCGACCAGUGUCAUGGCUUACGUGAGUUGGCGCUGAACUACCACCUGCUGAGUGACGAGCUUCUGCUUGCUUUGUCCUCUGAAAAACACGUCAGGUUAGAACACUUGCGCAUUGAUGUUGUCAGUGAAAAUCCCGGACAGACUCAGUUCCACACGAUUCAGAAGAGCAGCUGGGACGCUUUCAUCAAGCAUUCUCCUAAAGUAAAUUUAGUAAUGUACUUUUUCUUGUACGAAGAAGAGUUUGACCCGUUCUUUCGUUACGAAAUACCUGUCACUCACCUUUACUUUGGAAGAUCGGUAAGCAAAGAUGUACUUGGCCGCGUUGGGAUGACUUGUCCUCGGCUAGUGGAACUGGUUGUGUGCGCCAAUGGAUUACGGCCGCUGGAUGAGGAGCUGAUCCGUAUUGCGGAACGUUGCAAGUAUCUGUCAGCCGUUGGCCUAGGAGAAUGUGAAGUCUCUUGCAGUGCCUUUGUUGAGUUUGUGAAGAUGUGUGGCGGUCGUCUCUCUCAGCUUUCUAUUAUGGAGGAAGUUUUGAUUCCUGAUCAGAAAUACAGCUUAGAGCAGAUUCAUUGGGAAGUUUCGAAGCAUCUCGGUAGAGUCUGGUUCCCAGACAUGAUGCCCACAUGGUGAAGUCCUUAAAAGACUUCAGGGCGGAUGGAAUAGCACCUUAAACCCAAGAUUACCAUAUUGCAAUUUACUGUAUAAGCUUAUUUAAUACUACAGUUUUUACUGUAAGUUACUUUGGUGUUUGAUUAGAAAAUUAAUUUUUUCAUUAAAAAAAAUGAUUUAUGAAAUCCAGAUUCAAAAAUAGAAAUCAUGGAUAGCUCCAAAACCCAUUUUCAUCCAAACAAAAAUCUGUUUUCUGGUUUAGAUUUGGUUUUUUUCAUUGACAGUGACCUCAAACUUUUAUGGGAAUAACAAAUGGAUUUAAAAUAUUGAAAAGUACCUGCAAAAUAUCAGUUUUAAUAUGCUUUAGGUACUAGUAUUAAACAUGAUCAGAUUUGAUCUUAAAAAACACACAGAACCCCACCGAAACUGCAUGCUUCUGUUGCAGACUAUCGCAUUUCUAAAUCCAGUCACCUAGAUGACGAGAUUAAGAUUAUAAGGAGUAUUUAGUAGGCUGUGAAAUAUACACAUUCUUUUAUAUAAGAGGCAAGAGCAAUACACAGUAAUAUAGUUUAGACAAUUAAAAUAUUAAGUUUGCUACCUUAUUCAACAGAUUAUUAGAUCCAUCUGAAAUAUAUUUAGAGUGCAAAGAAAUAGUAGUGUGAGCUACCAAAAGUGGUGUGGGUUUUUUUUCCCCUCUAUGCAUUUUAAUGUCGUUUGCUUAUGGGGUCUCAGGUCUGUGUCUAAACCUGUUUUAAGGUAUUUUACGUCUAGCUCAGGAAGCGAAAGCAUUCUGGGGAAAAAUGUAGAUACAUUGUAUUUAAAAAUGCAUUGGAGUUAAUGAGCUUUGCUUGCAAAUUAACCAGUUUUGCAGCAUACGGUUAGGUGGAAUAACAUAUAGUUUAUUAAAUGAACCCUGCAGUGUUAAAUGGAUGACAUGGAUGUGAACAGUGUGAGACAAGAAAGUUAAAAUUUGAAAGGUGACUAAGAACCUUUUAAAUAAAAUCUCAGACCUUCUGGCUGCUUUCAGUUUGAGAGAAAUUACAUUGUAACAGUUGCUUAAGCUGUAUAAACUAAUUGUAUACUGUAAAUCUGUUUCAGAGAUAUUUAUGUAUAAAAUGAAUGUUUGAUAGAUGAUCAUUUUGUAUACCUUUAAUUCAGCUAGUUUGAUCAUUUCAUAAUAUUUAAAAAGCUAAAAGCAGUAAACUUGCGUGAAGUAGAGCAAUAGGCAAAAAAAAAUGUUUUGAAUAUUUGGUAAAUCCAUUUUAUUGAAGAAAGUUUUUUAGUUUGUAAGUGGUGUAGGCAACAUAUUGCCUGUGACUUGGAUGUGGCUUGUGACUUCAUUUCUUACCGCCAACAGUUACAUUAUUUUCUCUUUUAUGUUAUUGAUUGGUAACAUUAGAGUAUUCAUGUGACUGCUGAAUGUGUUUGAAAGGUGUGGUCAGCCACCAGCAAGGCAACGCUGCUCCAAAGCUGCUGUGGGCCGAACUGAACUUAGCUGGUGGCUUCUUCUCAUCUGAGCUGUACAGCUAAUUCUGGUAAUAAGUAGAUUUCCUUCAUUUCUGAUUUCAGUAAUGUUUAUCCAAAUGUAUAGUUCAAGUGUAAUACACUUAUGAGCAUAUUUAAGUUCAUAACUAUUUUGAGCAAACGUUGCUCAGCGGACUGGACAUCUUUAUAGAGGAGUUGUAUGUUUCUGUAGAGCUUUGAUUUAAAAAUUGCAUUUUAAGAAAUACACGGUUUUUUGUAUUAGAAUUUGUUAAAUUAAUGUAAUACUAUAAUUUGCUUUUAUUUGUAUAAAAGGUGUCAAUAUAAUUAGUCCAUAAAAAGUAAAAAAGCUAAGUGGUUUUUUUAUAUUCUGACUCUCAGAAUUGCCUGCGUGAUAAAGGUGGAGUAACACUACUAAUCUGGGGAAGAGGACAUCUUUUCACUAAAUUAACAUGUGAAGUAAUCUCAUUAGUAACACAGCAGCUAAAACUUCUUUGGACUUUGACUGCUCGAGUCCUAAUGUUGGCAAGAUAAGUUGGUCUGUUGCUUCCCGCUGUGGUAGCAGGAAUAACUGAAAGGCAAGACACCACCUAAAUACCCAAGUUCCCUCCCUUCUGGAGUUCACGUCUUUGAAACUUGGUGUUCUGCUUCUUGCGGAGAGAACCCCAUUGGAUCCUGAGGCGGGGAAGGUGUUAGCAGUUGAAGGUUUUCUGCUUCGUUGUAGUGGAACUGGUUUCCUCAGCAAUGUAACUGGCUGGCCUCUCCUGAGAAGGUCUGUUUUGUUGCAUAGGCUUCAAAAAGUCCUUCAUAGAGGUGACACAGUAUCGUUAUGGUUACCAAAGUGUUCAAGGAUAAGAAAACCACUUGAAAGCAGUUGUCUGUCUCUUCCACUGAAGGUCUGCAUUUUUUUUUUUAUACAUCAAACCAAUUAUAGUGUCCUUAUCUCGAAUAAUCCAGCAAUAAAGCAAACUUCCUGGGCAAGCCUAUAUUCUAAGUAGCUUCAGGAAAAGCUUCAAUGCUCCUUUUUAGGAAAUCUUGUACAAUUCUUACUUUGCCUUCUACAUGUUGGAAAAAAGGAAUAAUAAUAAUAAUUUAAAAAAAAUCCAUUACAUGAGUACUGACGAGAGUACCACAGACUGUCAUGAAGCUCACUAGAGACAUGAACACGGGUGUCUUAUAGCUGUAUAAAAUAAUUUUCCCUGGCUUCACCUUUAUUUCUUGUUUUCAGAAGAUAAUCCAGUGUUGGCUUGGUUGUCCAGUUUUGGGUAGGAGUGGUUAAUGUGUGCAGUGGCACAUCUUACAAACACGAGUGCUACAUCACUUCAGUUUUUUGAUAUAAAAUUGUUCUUGAAAGCUGCUGAUGCCAAACAGCUGGAUAAUCCUAACCAACCAUGCUAAUUUACAGUGAGAAGUUGUAUCACAAGUGAAAAGGUAAGUUAAGAGCAGCUGUAUACGUUAACUGCAGUUUCCUUUGAUUUACCUAAAGCUACAAACUUGUGAAUUUAAGUGGGUUUUUGGAGGGGUUUUUAGUCCGAAACUUUCACUAAUAUUAUACAAACUGAUCUAACUACAUAAGUAUAAAUUUGCUAUCUCUAUCCCAUUUGUUGUAUAAUGUGUGCCAAAUUAAUUUCUCAUUAAUUUAAAGCAGGGUUCACCUGGGUCUCUCUAUUUGGAGUAGGCCUGACUAAAACGUAAACUCUGCUACAUUACUUCAGAGAUCAGUCUUGGUCUUUGGCUGGUUUAGUUGGUUGCACAUGGAAUGGUAAAAAUAAGUGCUGCUGCUGUAUCUAAAACUGGAGCAUUGAUUUAAUGAGGAAAUGUGAAAUCUUAACGGGACUCAAAACUUCAGUGUCUGUAGUUCAGACUACAAACUGUAAAUUGAUUUUCCUAAAAUACAAGUGCUGCAGAAACAAGUUCCUUGGAGAUACGGUUGAAGUUAAAUAGUAUCAGAAGUAGGACAGUGAAAGCACAAUUAACCUUAGAUGUUCUCUAUGUUUGUCUCUUCAUCCUUUUUGUUAGGUUUUUCUUGUAGGAUCACCUCCACUGCUGGCUGUUGUAGUUCACGUGCUUUGGAACAGACUGUGGCAUGCUUUCUGCUCUGUCUUCUGCCUGUGCUUUUGUAAGAUGGCAUUUCCUUUGGACCUUUCAGAGGAAAAUGUCUGUUCCUUCCAGUCUUACAGCAUGACAAAAACCUCGUAUUUUCCCAUUUAUAGGACAAUCCUGCAUGAAGAUCAGCUGUCAUGGUCUGCUAUACAAUUAAGGAGAAAGACACUCGUGAUUCCUUGUAUUGUACUUUAUCUGCUGCAUGAUAUGACAUGACAGAUGAUUCUUUUGCUUCUAUCAGUUUUUCCCUAGACUGAAAAUAUGAUGGCUGGUCUAUUUUCACUAACUUUGCUAAUUUGCAAUCAGCAGGUGAUGGUGGGGUGGGUUUUUUUAAUGCUUUACACUUAGAAUGGAGUCUAAAUUUAAGUGGAAGAGCAGAAACCUGCUCCAGUUCUCAAGUUAUACCCUAGUUGUGGUGACUUCAAAACCAGAACCUCAACAUCACUGCCACCAUCCUCAGUUAUAGCACUGAAGGCGGCCCCUUUCCUAAUGCAGAACAUCUGUGAGUGGGUUUGGGCAGAAAACCUUUGUACCAGCUAUAUAUGUUGGGGGUUUUUUUUCUUCACUGUGUGGCCCUUUGGGGCGUAGGAGGCACAUGGUCUAUUUGACCUUGAUGUAUGACAAGCCAGGAACUGCCUUGCUUGAGAUGCCUCCUGGAGUGAUGUGUGGGUUAGAGCCCUGAGCAGCUCUGUGGUAUGAAAAUUAAGGAGCUUUCCACAAGACCACUGUGUAGACUUAAAAAUUUUCAUACUGGAGAAUGAUCGUGUAUUUUUACCUGCAACAUGCAUAAAAGCAGGGAGCAGAACCAAGCACAGCCUGAAGUGACCAAUAUCUUCUGUAUUCAAAGCAGGAAUAAUGACUCAAUGACAAAGUCACUGGAGAAAGGAGGAGCUUAUACUUGAGCCCAGCAUUUAGUUCAGCCCCUGGUUCCUACUAUCGGGCAAGUGCUAAUACCAGCUGGUGGUGAGUGAAAUGUUAGGUGUGAUCCCGCCAUUCCUGCUCCCCCAUGUGACUGUCAGCAUGAAAGCAUCCACUUCAAAUGCUUGAGCUAAAUAAGUGGUUUUCAGGCACAAAAACCAACAGCUCAUCAGGUGUACCGAAGCUGUUAGAUGUCACAAACGUUUGCUUUUUAAGUGACAAAAGUGUCAUCUUGAUGGAUCAAUUCUGGGCUCGUCUAAACUUCACAGCAGUUUAUUUCACAGCCUACUCAUCACCUGUGUUAUUUUGGAUCUUGCCCUGUGGGCCUAACUCAAGGAGUCUGGAUUCUGCUUAUGAGAGAGCACUGCACCCGCUAGCUUCAGUCUAAAUGCUAGUGAAACUAUUUUCAGUGCGAUAAUUAGUCAACUUCAACAACUACACCUCUUCCAGAAUUGUGCUUUGCACUGGUGGCAUUUAUUUCCACCCGGCUGUGCAUUCAGUCUGGACAGUUGGCUUUAUGGUUCUGAACAAAAACUCCCAAAUUGAGAAAAGCAAAGAAAGGGAGGGACGCUCUCCCCAGCACUUGUGCCCAGAAGGAGUAAAUACGGGCCUCAGAAGGAACUCAUGUAUGUUUAAGAAAAGGGCAACUCCUACAGCGAUAAUCAGUACCUUUAAACUGAGGACAGAGUUCAAAGUGUGCAACAGACUUGCAUACACACAUGGCUGCAUAAAGGAAUCGUCAGAUGAUUGUCAGUGUGACCAACUGACAGAUUCUGUCUCAAAUAGCUGCUGCUUCACAUAGCUGGUGAAGGGUCUAGAGCACAAGUCUUAUGAGGAGCAGCUGAGGGAACUGGGGUUGUUUAGCCUGGAGAAAAGGAGGCUGAGGGGAGACCUUAUCACUCUCUACAACUACCUGAAAGGAGGUUGUAGCCAGGUGGGUGUUGGUCUCUUCUCCCAAGUAACAAGGGAUAGGACAAGAGGAAAUGGCCUCAAGUUGUGCCAGGGGAGGUUUAGAUGGGAUAUUAGGAAAAUUUCUUCACUGAAAGGGUUGUCAAUCAUCGGCACAGGCUGUGCAUGGAAGUGAUUGAGUCACCAUCCCUGGAGGUAUUUAAAAGAUGUGUAGCUGUGGUGGUCAGGGACAUGGUUUAGUGGUGGACCUAGCAGUGCUAGGCUAAGGGUUGGACUUGAUGAUCUUAAAGGUCUUUUCCAACCUAAACAGUUCUAUGAUUCUGUUACUGCCUGGAAGGGAUGCAGUAGCCUUGACAAAUAACUGUCCAGUUGUCUUCACCUUUUUUUUGCUGUUGUCAGAAAUUUACUGUCCUCUAACUUGCAGCUAAUACAUGCUCAGAUGUAACUGUUUCUCCUUGAAGCAGUUCCCUGUACCAUCCAGAGUAUUAGAGUAAAACAUGCUAAAUUAAGCGGAUUUUACAAUGAAAUAGGAAAAGUGAGAAGGGCUGUUAUUAAGGUACAAAAAGCCUAGGUGUGUUGGGUUUGCGUGGCAAGGUUUUGGUAGCGGCGGGGCUACAGGGGUGGCUUCUGUGAGAAGCUGCUAGAAGCUUCCCUUGUGUCUGACAGAGCCAAUGCCAGCCGGCUCCAAGAUGGAUCCGCCCCUGGCCAAGGCCAAGCCA
This is a messenger RNA of Grus americana (Whooping crane), 7645 nucleotides long. It is a transcript of the gene FBXL3, whose product is annotated as F-box and leucine rich repeat protein 3. Lineage: Eukaryota; Metazoa; Chordata; Aves; Gruiformes; Gruidae. Gene Ontology annotation, biological process: regulation of cell cycle; G2/M transition of mitotic cell cycle; SCF-dependent proteasomal ubiquitin-dependent protein catabolic process. Gene Ontology annotation, cellular component: nucleus; SCF ubiquitin ligase complex; cytosol. The record is from RefSeq and is a predicted model, not a curated record. The coding region runs from base 234 to 1535 and encodes 433 amino acids. The transcript has 5 exons. Gene Ontology annotation, molecular function: protein binding.